AUGGCUGUCCCAGUCUUUUGCAACGUCUGCUUCUGUGAGCCCCGCAAACCCACCCCGCGAUUCAGCCUCACAAGCUGCGGACAUGUUAUCUGUGAGGUUUGCCUACAGAAAGGCAAAAAAGAUGAAUGUUUGAUCUGCAGAACUCCUUGUCGUACAUUAUUCCUUUCAAAACAGACAAAUCCUGAUAUUCAAUCGCUGUUCAUGGGAAUAGAUACGUUAUGCAAGAAAUAUUCAAAAGAAAUAACACAGAUUUCAGAAUUUCAAGAAAAACAUCGUAAACAUUUAUUAGCAUACCACCGACAAAAGACGGUAAAGUUGGAAGAAUCUCUCAAGAAAGUAACCCAACAAAUGCACCAGCUACAAGGUAUGAAACCACCUGAACAAACUACACAAUUACCAUUUUCCAGUACAAGUAGAAAUCCCCUUUCAAUUCCUUCAAGAAAACAGAAUGGUUACUCUUCGUGUUCUCUUCAUCGUAGUCAUCCUUCCACUUCUGAAAUAAUGGAGUCAAUGGAGAUUGAUCUUGUACCUUCACCAAUGAGGAAACCUGAAACACUGACUGGUCCAACAAGAUUAUCAUUAAUAACUCCACCACGAGAUGGACGUAUGGGUAGUGUGUCCUACAGAAGUUCUCAGUCAUCUGGAAUAAUGUCAGGUCAAAAUAGUAGAGCAGGAUCUACGAGAUCCACACCUAUAAUGCUACCACAUAGUGGAUCAUCAUCUGGAUCACAAAGUAGUAGAAGGGGGUCAUUGGCUACUUCUGAUUUCAGAACCCCUCAGCUGUAUCCUUUUACAUCACCAUCCCCACAGUUGUCUGUAACAAGGCAUCCCAUCACCAUCUCUGGACUUCUGCAAAGACAGCAUUUAGGAUCAACUAAUUUUGGAGGACAUUCAACAGAAAGAUAA
Molecule: messenger RNA, 906 nt
Organism: Eurypyga helias (sunbittern)
Lineage: Eukaryota; Metazoa; Chordata; Aves; Eurypygiformes; Eurypygidae
Gene: RNF212
Product: ring finger protein 212
Exons: 12
Coding region: 1-906 (301 amino acids)
Biological process (GO): reciprocal meiotic recombination; homologous chromosome pairing at meiosis; protein sumoylation
Cellular component (GO): synaptonemal complex
Molecular function (GO): SUMO transferase activity
Source: RefSeq, a predicted model, not a curated record